GAGCGGCAAGCAGGUGAGCUCGGCGGCGUGCUCGGGCCCCCAUGGGCCUGGACCUCCUUCGCACUCCCAGGGAUCGGGAUCGGGAUCGGGGUCGGGAUCUGGGCCGGGCCGCGUCCCCGAGCACCUUUCCCAGCCCGGGAAAUUCAAAGGAGUAAGCAGGAAAUUCACAGGCGGUCUGCACGGCUCAGAAACACUAAAUACAAAUCUGCUCCAGCUGCUGAAAAGAAAGUUUCCACCAAAGGAAAAGGAAGAAGACAUAUUUUUAAACUAAAAAAUCCCAUCAAGGCUCCCGAGUCUGUUUCCACCAUCAUCACUGCAGAAUCUAUCUUCUACAAGGGAGUGUAUUACCAAAUUGGUGAUGUUGUUUCGGUGAUUGAUGAACAAGAUGGAAAACCUUACUAUGCUCAGAUCAGGGGCUUUAUCCAGGACCAGUAUUGUGAGAAGAGUGCAGCACUGACGUGGCUCAUACCCACUCUCUCUAGCCCGAAAGAUCAGUUUGAUCCUGCAUCCUAUAUCAUAGGCAAAGGCUUCAGUUUGCAGUUUCGAGGGAGACCAUUAGGAACAGAAGUGGGAAUCACUGAUGGAUGUUUCUUAUUCAACAUGGAGCAGACCAGUGUGGAGUAACUGCCCAUCUACGAUCAGCAGCGCUACACUCCUAACCUCAGCUUGCAACUUCUCUGUGUCACCUGUUUAGCAGAAGCUGGGUGAAAGGAGGUCUGUAACCAAAACAUGACCAACGAAGGUGUAGAUUCAGAGUAGACUCUCCUCCCUCCGCUGAAUGUUCUCUCAACCAGGCUUAGAUUUCAGAGGAUCCAGGGCCAGCCUCCGGCCAUUUCCCAGGAACCCUGGAAAGCAACUAGAUUGUCAGAAAUACAGGGUCUGAACUUUCACUCCUGGAGACACGGAAGCCCACUGUGACCCACCCUAUCAGAGUGAAUGCAUCACUGCAUUGAGGGGCAGCCCUGACAGGAGUGGAGAUGUCCCAAGGGAGAAUUUCUAUAUUCUACAUGAAAAUUGUACGUAUUAAUGGGGUAAAGUGCUGUUUCAGGUUACCUGUGCAUUGUGUGGUGUUCAAGCAAGAU
Molecule: messenger RNA, 1082 nt
Organism: Fukomys damarensis (Damara mole-rat)
Lineage: Eukaryota; Metazoa; Chordata; Mammalia; Rodentia; Bathyergidae
Gene: Gatad1
Product: GATA zinc finger domain containing 1
Exons: 8
Biological process (GO): chromatin organization
Cellular component (GO): nucleus
Source: RefSeq, a predicted model, not a curated record